Messenger RNA from Mastomys coucha (southern multimammate mouse), 1174 nucleotides. It is a transcript of the gene Nit2, whose product is annotated as nitrilase family member 2. The transcript is spliced from 10 exons. NCBI's taxonomy places the organism in Eukaryota, Metazoa, Chordata, Mammalia, Rodentia, Muridae. Gene Ontology annotation, biological process: L-glutamine metabolic process; oxaloacetate metabolic process. The record is from RefSeq and is a predicted model, not a curated record. Gene Ontology annotation, molecular function: omega-amidase activity. The coding region runs from base 81 to 911 and encodes 276 amino acids. Gene Ontology annotation, cellular component: mitochondrion.
CGCCCCUUCUGCGCGCGCACUCGGCGGAGGAGCUUGACUGGCAGCAAUCGCUGUGGCCUGUGGUGCUCGGAGCAAGAGCCAUGUCUACAUUCCGUCUGGCCCUCAUCCAGCUUCAUGUUUCUUCCAUUAAAUCAGAUAACAUUACCCGGGCUUGUAGCCUAGUCCGGGAGGCAGCAAAGCAAGGUGCCAACAUAGUUUCUCUGCCGGAGUGCUUCAAUUCUCCAUAUGGAACAAACUACUUUCCUGAAUAUGCCGAGAAGAUUCCUGGGGAGUCCACGAAGAAGCUUUCUGAGGUAGCAAAGGAGAGCAGCAUAUACCUCAUUGGAGGCUCUAUCCCUGAAGAGGAUGCUGGGAAACUGUAUAAUACCUGUGCUGUGUUUGGGCCUGAUGGAAAUUUACUGGUAAAGCACAGGAAGAUCCAUCUGUUUGACAUUGAUGUUCCUGGGAAAAUUACAUUUCAAGAAUCUAAAACAUUGAGUCCUGGUGAUAGUUUCUCCACAUUUGAUACUCCUUACUGCAGAGUGGGCCUGGGCAUCUGCUAUGAUAUGCGCUUCGCAGAGCUUGCACAAAUCUAUGCACAAAGAGGCUGCCAGCUCUUGGUGUAUCCUGGAGCUUUCAAUCUGACCACUGGACCAGCACACUGGGAGUUGCUUCAGCGAGCCCGGGCUGUUGACAAUCAGGUGUAUGUGGCUACAGUCUCUCCUGCCCGGGAUGACAAAGCCUCAUAUGUGGUCUGGGGACACAGCACUGUCGUGGAUCCUUGGGGGCAGGUCCUAACCAAAGCUGGCACAGAGGAAACAAUCCUGUACUCAGACAUAGACCUGAAGAAGCUGGCUGAAAUUCGGCAGCAAAUCCCCAUUUUAAAACAGAAACGAGAAGACCUCUAUACAGUGGCGACAAAGAAGCCUUGAUAUCUGUUUCAAAAAUGUCACAAACAGGAUGAUGCUCUGUAAGAUGAUCAACUCUACUAAAUCAUUCUUUGGGACAGGGCCCUUUUAUGUUAAUUCUAUCAAUGAUAUGUAUCACAAGGACUGCUAUUUUAAUUAAAAGUUUCUUCUUUAAAUGUGCUUGGAAACAGUGUUCUAGCUCUUAACUAAUUAAAUUAGUCUGAUGAUUUUUAGGCAUUUCAGUCUCAAGAUCCUUUUGUACAAUUAAAAAACGAAGUCUCUAAGCA